Molecule: messenger RNA, 4059 nt
Organism: Neurospora tetraspora
Lineage: Eukaryota; Fungi; Ascomycota; Sordariomycetes; Sordariales; Sordariaceae
Exons: 4
Coding region: 1-4059 (1352 amino acids)
Source: RefSeq, a predicted model, not a curated record
AUGGCUCCCGGGAAGAACCAGAGCACCAAGGCCGUCGUGUCCUCCAACGGCAACGGCAACGGCAACGGCAACGACAACGGCACUGGCAACCCCAACGCCAGAGCCUGCGCCCGCGCCCGCGCCCGCGGUGACGACGCCCCCGUGUCCUCUGUUUCCUCCGCCUCCUCCGCCGAGGUCCCCUUGCCCUCCGCUUCCGCCCCCGCCUCUUCUUCCUCCUCCUCGGCGUCGGCGUCUUCCUCCGCGUCCUCUCCGGUCCCCGCGCCCGUCCCCUCCUACUCCGCCGCCGCCAGCACGGGCAGCAACCGUGCUGGUGGUGGUGGUGUCAGGUGGACGAGCGCCCCGGAGCAGGCGCGGUUGAAGUACGUGCACGUGCGCGCCGCGGCCUCGUACAUCGGCGUGCUCAGGUCGCCGUUCUUCCCCCAGGACGGAGCGGCGUACCUGGCUCACCUGGCGAGCGUCAAGGCGCGCGAGCUGGAGAAGAUGCGGGCCAGGCUGGAGGCCAAGUUGUCGAAAGAUGCCAAGGCAAAGUCGAAGUCGAAGUCGAAGUCGAAGUCGUCCGGGGGGAGUUCGUCUCGCUGGGCUCUGUUGCCUGUUGUUGGGGUCUCUGGAGGUCUGGCAUCGUGCUGGGUCCCGCUUUACCAUGGCGGUGGUGGUGCCUCCGGGCUACUGCUGCCGUCGUCGGUAGAGCAUGGAUACCAUGACAAUGACAAUGACAAUGUCGAAGGGGGUGCGAAGAUGGAGGGUGGUAAGGCCAAGGGGAAGGCUGCGUCUGCUGCUUCUUCUUCGGAGGAGGCGGCGGCGGCGGCUGGAACCGAGCCGUCAUCUUCUUCUUCUUCUUCUUCCACCUCCGGAGACGGCCGUUCCGGGGGUAACGAGGGGGCACCCAGAGACAACCCCAGCAACAGGGUCAACACCAGCGUUGACACUCUUCGUCCUUCUUCUUCUUCUUCUAAAGCUUUCGCCGCGGCUGCCGGUCCCUUCGACACCAACACCACCACCUCCGACACCCCCGACACCACCUCUGCCGCCAACCGUGGAUUCCCCAUUCGUGGAGGAUUCACGCCUCCUUCAUCUCCCUGCCCUCCCGCGCCUCGUCUAGCUCCCCUGCUGAAGGGCAAGACGAACUUGACGGAGGACUUCCUCUCGGUCGUCCUCGCCAAGCCGAAUCCGUUCAACGGGUUCCGGACCGUCAAGUCUCCGGAUUCGGACGACACCACCUCGCCUGGGCCCGAGGCAGCCGUCCCGUUUCCAAGCGCCGCCGAGUACACGUACGAAGCCAACCGCCGCGUCGUCAGCAACAUCCGCGGCAGCCAGGUUUCCCCGGGACAACCCAGCCUGGUGCGCUUGCGCGAUGAUGCUGCUGCCGCUGGUUCUGGUUCCGGCCACGUUCGUUUCGACAAGAGGAAGGACAAGAAGAUGAAGAAGCAGAAGCAGAAGUGGAAGAAGGAGCAAGGCAAAGGUAGCAAGCUGCGUGCGCCCGAGUCCGUUGUCGUGCCGCCUGUGCCUGUGCCUGCUGUGGUCUGGGGUGGUCCGCCCAGCCGUGCCUGGCCUUUGCCUCGCUGGCAAGGGCACAUCAGGAACGGUGAUGCUGGACACCACCAGAACCAGAACCAGCAGCACAAGCACGGCAUGUACAUGGACGAAGGCUACGUGCGCCACCUUUGGUCGGAGAAGCUGGAGCCGCAUCAGCAGUUCGCGCGCCUGAGGAAGGCCGAACUUGCUUUGCAGAAGCGAGAGCUGGUCGAGUCCGGGAUCGAGGGACUGAUCACCCCUCCUACCGGCAGGACUCACCGUGAGCUCGAGCUGAUGGUCGGUGCAGCAGCCCAGUUUGAUUUCAGCAGCAGCAGCAGACAGGUGGCUUCGGCUCCUGAUCUUGUUUAUCACAGCGGUCUCGCCUCUUCGGUGGUUGCAGAACCAGCUCACACACACACAGGUCUCUCCGCGACGGCGGUUGAUGAACCUCGCACUUCCACGACGGUGGUUGAUGCCAUUAUUGCUCCCGCUACGGCGGUUGAAGCCCAGCGCGCCCCCGCUUCGGCGGUUGAGGCUGCACCCAUUACCUCCUCUUCCUCUUCCUCAUCCUUCUCCGCAACAGCCAUACCGUUUGUGCCGCGGUCCCUGGCUCCCGACGCUCCCGAGUUCGUGCCCUCCUCCGGUGGAUGUAGUGAAAGGGAUUCGCUCUCUGCUACUGCCGAGGAGUUCGUUCCGCCUUCAGUUGCCGUCGUCUCUGCCGCUGUCGUCCCCCAGCAGCAACAGUCAUCAGCAGCAACCGAGCAGUUGUCGUCGUUGCCGUCUUCGGACCCCCCGUCUUUGGUGCAGCAGCAGCAGCAGCAGCAGCAACAACAGCUCAGCGGAGAAGAGUCGUUGUCGUCUUUGGACCCCGGCCGCGUCAAUUCUUGGACGGAUUACCGUCGUGACCACCCUCGUGCGCCCCGGCACUUGAGGCCAUCCCAGCUUGGUCACCAGCGGAAUCGUCACCAGCCAGAGCUCGCGCCUUGCCACCCUUCUGCCCCCGCCAGUCCUCCCAGUGUCUCUCUUGGCUCUUGGACGUUUCCCUCGCGCGGCUCCCCACCCCGUUGCGAGCCCCAAGCUACCGCCCCCAACGAGAAGAAGACGCCGCUGCCUUCGUUCGACCCCAGCUGCCCCGAUUUCGAGGAGGAGUUCCCGCCUCUUGGUCAGCCCCCUACCCACGCCCACGCCAAAGCCAAGUCAUCCAAACCUUCGAAGCAGCAACCCAAAGCCAACUUGGACGCUGGCAACCACCACGUCGUUGCUGAAGAUGAUGACGCCCAGGACAUCUACGCGGCCAGCCCCGUUCUUCAGUCUGCGUCGGCUGCAGAUGUCGCCAGCAUCACCACUGGCAACAACACAACCGGCGAAACGAUCGAAGGCACCAUCAGCAGCGACGGCAAGACUGGUGGCGACAAAACCACGGACGAAGCCCAAGCCCACCCCCCUGAGCCUCCUGCCCAGCUUCCCCCCUACGCGGCCGCCCACUACUACAGCGACACGACCCCGUCAAUUUACUCGGCGGAGGAGCAGCGCCUUCUGCUGCAGGCCUACUACUACCCCGGCCGUCGUGAUCCUGUCUCUGGCCUGCCUGUCUCUGGAAUGGGAAUGGGCAUGACGAUGCUCCAUCCCGGACCUGGCCCGCUUCCUUUCCUGCCAGUCCCAGUCCCGCCGCCUGCUCCUUACCCCCACGGCUACGAUCAACCGCCUCCCGGCCCUCCUCACGCCCUCACCCACGGCUACGGCUACGGCAACGCCCACGGCUACCAUCAUCAACCGCCGCCGCCUCACCAACCUCUCCAACCUCUCCACCCCCAGCGCCGCGUCCACUUCGCCGACUACAACACGGUGAUCCACCUCCCUCCUUCGCCUUGGGGGAACGGGGGUGGCGUGUUGGAGUUCGUGCCUCAGCAGCGUCCGGAUGGGGCGGCUGAUGGUGACGUUUCCCUCGCUGCUGCUGCUUCUGGGUUCGAUUCCCACGACGGCACUCCUGCCUUCCACCACGACGCGUCGGGCCCAAGCUUUUUCCCUCCCCCCGGCCCAGCCUCGCCAGUUUUGGAGCUCCUCCCCCUUCCAGCUCCCUACAACUACUUCUCCGGGUUCUCCCUCCAGUUCGUCUCUGCUGCGCCUGCUGUCCCUGCCGCCCCUGCCGCCCAUGCUGCUCAAGUCAACCCCCAGCAGCCCCCUCCCACCUUCAACUCCGGCUACUACCUCGGCCACCACCCCAUCCCCCCUCCACCUGGUCCUCCCGCCGCUCCAAGUCCUGGUUCGGUCCCGCCUCGUCCUUGCGCCCCGCCUCUUUUCUGGGAGAUCCUGGAGAUGGUGGAUAUCCUGGACUUGGUGGAGGACUUGAGGAUGGCGGGGGUGGUGGAGAGGGAGGCGGAGGCGUGGCAGUUAAGGGCGCCGGUUGGUGAGAGAACGUGGGAUUUGAGUUUUGGUGAUGGAAGUGGUGAUGUGGAAGGGGAAGGGGAACUGGAGGAGAUUGAGCUGGAGGAGGUGUCGGUUGUGGUGAGGGAGUUGGUGGCGGAGAUUGAUGAGUUUGAUGACUAG